GUUUGUGAAUAUUUUGGUCGAAAUUAAGGCAAAAACUCUCUACAAGUACCUCAUUGUAAUUUCUACUUAAGGCCAUUGCUAGUAAUUCGGGUGUAACUGUUUCUAAUUGGAUGCAAUCCUCAAAUUGCGACAUUUUGGACACAAGGUACAAACAUCCGCCCCUGAUCAAGAUAUGUAAUUUUAAAUUUUCUCCACACAAGCACCGUUGAUCGAAGAUAGAUCAUAAAAUUGCCAGCAACAGUCGCAGAAUAGGAUAACCGCAAAAUCUGAAGAAUUGUACGAUCGGAUUCUAGUCCGGUAAGUCUCCUUAAUAGUACAAUAGAACGGUUAGCGUAAAAAUGAGAGAAAAUCUGCUGUGCUUAAUUGGAGAAUAUUCCUAACUGACCUAACUUGGUAUAUAUUAUUCUCAUGUGGCUUAACAAAACGGGCAACGUCCGCAAUUGAUAAAAAGGUGGUCGUAUAAUUGUAACUUUUCUUGCAAAAGUUUCUACAUGGACCAUGGCCCAACAACUUUCUUUUUCGUUGCCGCCCGGCCUGCAUUUGAUGGAAAGUCCAGUAGUCCCAUAAAAAGACAUUCCUUUCCAAAAAGUUCGUAAUAAGGGACUUCCUGUUCGAUCGCUUCCAACUCUGCCGUAAGUUCGUCGUCAUCGUCAUCAUGAAAAUCUUGAUUCGAACCCACUCCACAAACCGCUUCUGAGAUCUCUUUCGAAAUUUCUGUCUGUUCAUGAAUAGCAUCGACCGCGUCGUUGACAUCUUCCGUGUUAAGAGCUUGCUGCGCCUCUCUGAGCGUACCCCGCGCAGUAUAGUUCAACUUUUUCAACAGUUCAGUGUUCGUCUGAACGUUUUCCAAUGCCUCGCGCUGGAAUUCCAAGAUCGUUUAGGCUCCAUCGAUUUUUCGUAACUGUUCUUCGGCACGUUUUCGCCUCUUCAAGGCUUUCAAUGCAAGCCUCUUGUUCGUUCUUGCAUGUUUCUUUGCCGUUGCGUUCUCUACAUCGUACUUCUUAUCUAAAUAUUCUUGUUUCUUUUCCAACAUCUCUUCUGUCUGUUUCAACUUUUGCAUAACAUCUUCGGACACUGGAAUAUUUUCCUUAUUUUGACUUCUAAAUAUUCGCUGCAACAAACUCAUGUUAUGUUGGCCGCGAAACAGCUUCGUCGAAACUUCGUUUUAGGAAAAAAAAUUCCUAAACCAAAACAUUAUGUCAUUGUGUCACGCAGGCUGUCACAGAUAGUUUUGGAAAAGGAAGUCAGCUGACUUCAACUUGAAAUUAGAGAAAAUGGCGGCUCGACUGUUUCACUUUGGCUGCUUUGUCCUUGCGUUUCUUGGCCUCAAACAUGCUCUCGGCGAACCAUUUCAAGCACCUGCCUUCACCAUAAACCUUGACCUAGAACCAGAAGAAAGAUGGGUCAACGUCACAAAGAAAUACGCUCAAUACUCGCUGGAGAUCGUGGCAGGGUUACGCAAGAAGAUUCCAGGGUUUGCAUUCCGUCUAGCAGAAAAACUCGCCGUUAGCAUUGCUAAGCAUUUUCCCGAGCCAUAUCCUGCAGAGAUGAAGGGUGUAUCCAAAGCUCUCAACAUUAGCUUGGCUGAUACGAUAUUGUUGAACAUAGUCUACGACUUGUCAGCGUUUUGCACGAGCAUUGUUGCACAGGAUGAAGAGGGAAAUAUUUUCCACGGAAGGAACCUUGACUACGAUUUUUCGGAAAUUUUGCGUAAUAUUUCCUUCAUAUCCAACUUCCAAAGCAAAGGUAAAUCGUACAAGAGCUUUAGGCAAGAGACGCAAAAAGAUUCUUCAAACUCUCUCUGUCUCCUCGAUAGCUCUGUGGUUUAAGCAUAUUAAGGACGGUGCCAACUAAAUACAAAGGUUUUCACGCCAGGUUAGGACCACGCAGAAAAAGUAGAUCUUUAAUUUUGCAAGAGCUACUGGAAUCCCCGAAGAAAAAUUGGGGUACAAAUGCAUUUUUUCGAGAUAAUUACCUAAAAUUUCAACAAACAUGCUGACAUCGGCAUUUUUUCUGAAAAAAGAAGGAAAGGAUAUUUCUUCACAGAUUUCCUUAGAAUUCGCCUUUACAGACAGAA
Orbicella faveolata is the source of this 2077-nucleotide messenger RNA. RefSeq names its product N-acylethanolamine-hydrolyzing acid amidase-like. Lineage: Eukaryota; Metazoa; Cnidaria; Anthozoa; Scleractinia; Merulinidae. Gene Ontology annotation, biological process: fatty acid metabolic process. The record is from RefSeq and is a predicted model, not a curated record. Gene Ontology annotation, molecular function: fatty acid amide hydrolase activity. Gene Ontology annotation, cellular component: lysosome.